AUGUUGUCUGACCCUCAUCAAGACAGUGUCACCUCCUGUCACCCCAACUACCAUGAUGGAGCAGCAGAUAACCUGGACAAAUGUGUCAUAGAUGUGUACUCGUGGGGCACUACACCCGAAAGUCAUAAGGCAGUUUGCCCAGGGCCCACAGGGUAUGGGCAAGGCGCACCUGCAUACACAUGUGGGUGUUACAAGUCGCCCAAACCUCCUUCGGACCUGGAGCAACAUCAAGAUGAGGGGGAGACCGUGAGCAAAAAGGCUCAUGAGCUGCUGUCACAUUCAAAGCGAAAAACACUUGACUCCGAUCAAGACUCUGAUCAGAGGAGUUUUGGACUUGAUAUUACAAAUGCACAGUGCACAGCACCAAUGCCUGCCACUGAAAUGCUGCUACAGAAAUGUAGGAAGCUAGGAAGGGGAGUUGAAGGCAUGGGGGGUUCAGUACAGUCCCUUAAAGUCCUCCUGAAGGUUGCGGAAGCCAUUGAGAAACAGACAACAGUUCUUCAGCAGAUCUGCAAUGCAGUGAAAAGCGUAGAAUUCAAAGACUAG
Suillus subaureus is the source of this 546-nucleotide messenger RNA. RefSeq lists its product as uncharacterized. The record is from RefSeq and is a predicted model, not a curated record. Bases 1 to 546 code for a protein of 181 amino acids. NCBI's taxonomy places the organism in Eukaryota, Fungi, Basidiomycota, Agaricomycetes, Boletales, Suillaceae. The transcript has 3 exons.